Molecule: messenger RNA, 402 nt
Organism: Onthophagus taurus
Lineage: Eukaryota; Metazoa; Arthropoda; Insecta; Coleoptera; Scarabaeidae
Source: RefSeq, a predicted model, not a curated record
AUGGCACCGAAAAGAACAGAAACGACCAUUCAAAUAAGAAAAUUGGUUAUUGCCUAUCAUGAAGAAAGAAAAUCGGUUCGGGAAGUUUCUAAAAUUGUGAAGAUUAGUCGAUCAACAGUACAUGACAUUAUAAAGCGCUUCAAAGAUGAAGGUAGGGUAACAAAUAAACCAAGAAGUGGCGCAUCAAGUAUUUUAAAUGAAGCGGAAAAACGAGUAAUUGUGCGGGAAAUUAAAAAGAAUCCUCGCUUGAGUGCCCCUAAGAUUGCGGCUAAUUUAGAAAGUAAUCGCCGCGUUAUUAGAAGUGCAGGGUAUAAUGGUAGAAGUGCUCGAAAAAAAUUCUUUAUAAACGACAGAAAUCUUGCAAAAAACAUGAUUGAGAAGUCUAUUGAUUAUUGGAACAAG